UAGGGCAUAGAAACUAAUGCACUCACAUGGCGGCAAGAGACCGGUUAGAAGUCAUUCGUCGGCAUUUGGUGCCAGCUGCAGGGAAAGACGAAGGUCCGGUCCCACGGGCCUGCAGCUCCUCUAGUCCCAGUCGGGAUGUCCCGACCAUCCCGAAAAGAAGGCAGGAACUUCUGAAGUGGAAUGGCUGGGGAUACAAAGAUUCCAAAUUUAUUGUCAAUAAGGAUGGUCAUGUGGAAUUCACAGGGGAGAGGUACAGGCUGAGUGGCUGUAAAAUGCCCCUGCUCAGAGAGUGGAUGAUGUCCACAGUGGGAAUAAGCCUAGAUCAUAAAACACCAGCACAGGAGGAGAUUACGGCAGCUGAUGUUCCCCCACCCAUCAAAAAUGAGGGGUUUAUCUCGGAUCUCCGCAGGACGCUCAUCCCACAUUCUGAUGACUGUCAAGAUCGCCUCUUCAGAGCUCAUGGCCACACAUUACAUGAAGUGUUUAUCCUGAGAGACAGUAACUUUGAAAGGAUCCCGGAUUUGGUUGUUUGGCCAAAUUCUCACAGUGAUGUGGAGAAGAUAGUAAAACUGGCUACUGAACACAAUGUAGUAAUAAUACCGUGUGGAGGAGGUACCAGUGUUACAGGCGGUCUCUUGUGCCCUGCUGGAGAAACAAGAAUGAUUAUCUCCCUUGAUUUGACACAGAUGAACAAAAUUUUAUGGGUGGAUGAGAAGAACUUGACGAUGUGUGCAGAGGCAGGGAUCAUAGGUCAAGAUCUGGAGAGGAAGUUGGGUGCUAAGGGCUUCUGCACAGGUCAUGAACCUGAUUCUAUGGAGUUCAGCUCCCUGGGUGGAUGGGUAGCAACAAGAGCUUCUGGCAUGAAGAAAAAUAUUUAUGGCAAUAUUGAAGAGUUGGUUGUCCACGUGAAGUGUGUAACCCCCAGGGGAGUAAUGCAGAAGAGCUGUCAGGUUCCCCGCAUCUCCAGUGGACCGGAUAUUCAUCACUUCAUUUUGGGCUCAGAAGGAACAUUAGGUGUUGUCACAGAAGUGACAAUGAAAAUUCGACCCAUCCCGCCCUGUAAAAAGUAUGGCUCAAUUGUCUUCCCUACCUUCGACCAAGGUGUCGGGUGCUUGAGGGAGAUAGCUAGACAGAGAUGUGCUCCUGCUUCAAUCAGACUGAUGGAUAAUGAACAGUUUCAGUUUGGUCAUGCCCUUAAACCAGAGGCCAAUUCCAUGCUGUCAAGUUUUGUGGAUGGCAUAAAGAAGUUCUACAUCACAAAGCUGAAAGGAUUUGAUCCUCAUAAGUUGGCUGUUGCCACUCUUCUGUUUGAAGGCACCAAGGAGGAAGUGGCUGCUCAGGAGAAAAGGGUAUAUGAAAUAGCCUCCAAAUUUGGGGGACUACCUGGGGGAGAGGACAAUGGACAGAGAGGGUAUAUGCUUACCUUUGUCAUAGCAUAUCUAAGGGACUUGGGAUUUGAUUAUUACAUUGUGGCCGAAUCGUUUGAGACCUCAGUUCCGUGGGACAGGGUGCUGGACUUGUGUCGUAAUGUGAAAGACCGGCUGGGUCGGGAAUGUAAGGAAAAGGGCGUCCAGUUCCCACCCUAUGCUACAUGCAGAGUCACCCAAACCUAUGAUGCUGGAGCCUGUGUAUAUUUCUACUUCGCAUUUAACUACAGAGGACUGAACAACCCAGUGGAAGUGUAUGAAGACAUUGAGGCUUUGGCCAGGGAUGAAAUACUGGCGAAUGGUGGGAGUAUUUCUCAUCACCAUGGAGUUGGGAAGAUAAGGAAGAAGUUUUUGCGCAAGACAAUAGGGAAUGUGGGUCUUGGAACUCUCCAGGCUGUGAAGGAAUACAUAGACCCCCAAAACAUUUUUGCUAACAACAACUUGAUGAUGGACAACCCUUAUUAACGGUCGAGUCUGUGAAAACCUGAUGAAAAGAAAACACAGGCUUUAUUCAAAGAAAUUCAUAAUUCAGUGUAACAUUUUUAAAUAGUCUUUUGAUUAUGUACUAAAAAUUAAUUUAUGAAGUUUUGGGAAUGGGUGACUAGAUUUCUGAUUAAAACUUGGUAUUAGGGUCUGACCGAAUAUGAAGAAAGCAGUUGGUUGGGUUUACCUAUAACAUUCAGGCUAAUCCACAGCAGUGUCCGUGCACAGAAACAGAGACCUGAUAUGCAAAAAUUUUGACAUGAAAGAGAUACAUGGCACAUAUGCCUGCAGCCUCUUAAAUCUUGCCGAUUUCUGUUUGUGGUUAAAAAUGAAGAAGAUUUUGUCCUGUUAUACCCAAAGGGAAGGCAACUUGUGCUUGAAGAGGGUCCCUAAGAUUAUACAACUCUUGAAACCAACCCUUGCAUUUAGGGGAAUAUUAAGCCACUGAACAUUUUGUAUGGUGCUAGUCUUAUAAUUUCGUGGCAUUUCUUUUUAAACCUCAAAUCCUGCUCCUAGAAAGUAUCAGUUUGGUGCAGGGUGUUGUUCAAAUUAUUUUCCUGGAAUGAAAGUAUAUAACUUUGGGAGUCCACUCUCACAGAGGGAUGUACCAUUUGGUCUGUAUUUAUAUUGAUAGAUGUUUAGGUGAAUGAGCCUAUGUAUGAAUCUGCAUCUAUCUGCAUUAAAACUUACAGUGUACAGUGAAUGUAAACAUCUGUGUGACAUAAUUUAUAUAUUACAUGUCCUCAAGUGUAGUUCACUUGAAACAUUUACUCCAUUUUCUCUGUAUGCAAAGUAUGAUACAAUUUAUCAGUAUUUUUGAACAUUGGUUCACAUCGACGGUAAUACUAAAAAUACACGUUUUGCCUGAUGAAGAAUGGUGUAAUGAUGUUAUUAAAACUUGAUACAAUUGGAUAAAUUUUAUAUUCACUUGUGAUAAUGGAAUCUUUUUAAUGUGUAAAGUGAUACAGCUCCUGAAAUACAAGUAGGUCAUAAUCCCAUUACACCAUACAAAUCUGCUGACCCACAGAUGGGUUGAAUUCUAUUACAUGCACUUGGUCCAUGUAAAACUUAGCUCUCAUUGAAUACAUUGGCAUUUAAUCAUGUU
Liolophura sinensis is the source of this 3015-nucleotide messenger RNA. Its product is annotated as alkyldihydroxyacetonephosphate synthase, peroxisomal-like. The coding region runs from base 27 to 1892 and encodes 621 amino acids. The transcript has 20 exons. Gene Ontology annotation, molecular function: alkylglycerone-phosphate synthase activity; FAD binding. NCBI's taxonomy places the organism in Eukaryota, Metazoa, Mollusca, Polyplacophora, Chitonida, Chitonidae. Gene Ontology annotation, cellular component: peroxisome. The record is from RefSeq and is a predicted model, not a curated record. Gene Ontology annotation, biological process: lipid biosynthetic process.